Messenger RNA from Durio zibethinus, 2937 nucleotides. RefSeq names its product Pentatricopeptide repeat (PPR) superfamily protein. NCBI's taxonomy places the organism in Eukaryota, Viridiplantae, Streptophyta, Magnoliopsida, Malvales, Malvaceae. Gene Ontology annotation, biological process: RNA modification. Gene Ontology annotation, molecular function: protein binding; RNA binding. The record is from RefSeq and is a predicted model, not a curated record.
CAUGCCAUUCAUUGCACCAUAAAUUCAGAGGUCAAAAACAAUGUCUUGAGCACUCUUUGAAGUGAAAUAUGUCUCCCAAAAUCUUGUCACUCAUCAACAUGAUCUGAAAUAAAUCACCAUCUUUCAUAUAAUUUUGUUUUCCAAAAGCCAAAGAAUUUAGGAAUUUCCAGCAUAAAAACAGUACCAGAAUCCCUUUACUGACAUGGAAAAGAAAUGGAAUUUGCUACUCUAUUUCUGUCAAAGAAGGAAGGAAUGAAACUCUAAAAAUAUUCCUCCUUAUCGUUUACCAAGCCUAUAUAAAAUUUUCAACCCUUGAGAUUCCUUAUAAAAGAAAACUGGAUAUCUUUCAUAUUGCAUAGCAACAACUGUGAUCAUUAUUGGGGAGCUUUACUGUUGAUUUAAAGUUUUACCAGUUGGUUGGCACCAUAAAUUAAUUCCUAUUGGUUCUUUUUACAACAUUUAGCAAAGACAAAUUUUGGUGAGGAAUUCCAUUUCUUACACUGAAAAAUUUCAAUGCAAACUCAAAUAUGGAAUUUUUUAUCUGUUUCCCAGAGUCCUUUAAUACAAAGCUGGGUUGGCCCAAAAGGAAAGCUCUGGCUUUCUGCAUAAAAUUUGGGCUAGUGUGCACCAAUCUCUACAGCUUGGGUAGGUUGCAAGCUGCAAAGAACUGACCAUUGAGUUGUUUGAAAAUAGCUUGCAAUUGUUUAUAUUUUUUUGGCCACAGGUUUGAAUGGAUAUUUGCUAUACUUUAUGGUAUUGUUAUAUGAGAUCAGUUACAAAUUGGAAGCAAUCUGGCCCCCUUGAACUUGAAGGGUUAACCCCAGAAAGAUUCAAAGACCAUUGCAUAUUCUUCGAUGCUGGUUGUAACAGAUUGCUGGAUCAAUUAAGCAUCUUCAAGUUCAAUGUGAAAUUACUUAUGCGACAUGAGAUUUUGUAAUUGAGCUCCAAGAGCCAAGAUGAUGUACGUGUGAAGUGAACCCAGCCUCCUGCAAGUACCAAGUUUAACUGAUGAAUACAAAAACAGGGUGUUGAAAAGAUUUUGCACAGUUCAAACCCACCGUGAAUAAAAUAAAGAAACAAGUUAACAAACCAUAACAAAUUAACAAUCCAAAAGCUGUCUGCCAAGGAGCCCUGACCCUGGCUCAUGAACUUAGCCAAUGUUAUUCAAACCCUCAAAAUUUGGCCCCAAUCUAUCAACCAUCAUUUCUGUAUUAAAAUCAUGCAAACAGACUUCUGAAAUCUCUCAAAUCCAAGGCUGCAUCAUCAAAGCUGGCCUUGACCGUGACCCUUUCAUUUUAAGUAAGCUUGUUCUGGCUUCUUCACUGCAAGACGUAAAAUAUGCAGCCUCCAUUUUCAAGCAAAUUCAAGACCCAAAUCUCUUCAUGUACAAUUCUAUCCUUAGAGGCUACUCAAUUAGCAAUGACCCGAAACAAGCUUUUAGUAUUUUCAAUAACUUGAGAGCCAAAAACGGGAUUUUGCUAGACCAGUUCUCUUUCAUUACAAUUCUUAAAGCCUGUAGCCGUGAAUUGGCAAUCUUUAAUGGUCAAACGAUUCAUGGCCUAGCUUUGAGAUCUGGGCAUUUGUUUUUCAUCAAUGUUAAGAAUACCCUUUUGUAUGUUUACAGUGUUUGUGGAAGAAUUUUUUAUGCCCAUAAAUUGUUUGAUGAAAAUCCUGAUAUCAACGAUGUGGUUUCCUGGAACAGUUUGAUGGGUGGGUACCUUCAUGUUUCAAAGCCCAAUAUUGUCAUAACUUUGUUCAGACAAAUGCGUUGGAGUUGUUUGACAAUGACUGUUACUACAUUUUUGACUGUUUUGUCUGCUAUUGGUGAAGUAGGUGAUUCACUUGGAGGAGAGUCACUGCACGGGCAUUGCCUGAAAGUUGGAUUUUGUUUUGAUUCACAUCUGGUGUCUGCUUUGAUUGAUAUGUAUGCGAAAACUGGGAAUGUUUGUUUAGGGCGUAGGGCUUUCGAUGAGGUUGUUGCAAAGGAUGUUAUAUUGUGGAAUUGCAUGAUUAGUAAGUAUGCAGAAAGUGGCCUGCUUGAAGAAUCUUUAGCUUUACUACGGCUCAUGAAAGUUAAGCAAGUAAAGCCUAAUUCGAGUACAUUGGUAGGAUUGCUGUCAGCUUGUGCUGCCUCUGAAGCUAUAACUCUAGGACAGUGCAUCGGUAGUUAUGUGGAAGAGGAAGGUUUACCGCUGGAUGUGAUUAUUGGGACAGCUCUUGUUGAUAUGUAUGCUAAAUGUGGGGUUUUAGACAAGGCUAUUGAUGUUUUUGAGAGGAUGGAGAGCAAAGAUGUAAAAUCAUGGACAGCGAUGAUUUCAGGUUAUGGAAUUCAUGGUUUGGCGCGAGAUGCCAUUAGACUAUUCUAUCGAAUGGAGGAAGAAGGCUUUAGGCCUAAUGAAGUCACUUUCUUAACAGUUUUGAGUGCUUGCAGUCAUGGAGGGUUGGUCACAGAGGGGAUGAAUUGUUUUGACGGGAUGAUCAAAGAAUAUGGUAUUUUACCGAAGAUUGAACACUAUGGAUGUAUCAUUGAUCUUUUUGGUCGUGCUGGAUUGCUAGAAGAAGCACAUAAUUUUAUCAAAAGGUUGCCCAUUAAAGGUGACGCUACUGCAUGGCGAGCAUUGCUUUCAGCUUGCCGAGUCUAUGGGAAUGUUGAAUUGGGGGAACGUGUGAAGGGUGUAUUGGCUGGAUUUGAUAAUGAACAACAUCCCACGGAUUCAAUCCUUCUUUCUAGUACUUAUGCUAUUGCAGGAAUGUUGCCAUAUCAGACAAGAAUGCAGGCAAUGGAAAAAGAUUUGUUUAAAGACGCUGGAACUAGACCAGCUGGAAAGAAGGAAGAUAAGAUGAUUAAGGAAGCUGGAUGCAGCACAAUUGAGAUGGAUAGUGAGGGGUUUGAACUUAAUUGCCAACAGACCUGACACAAUUAACCUGGAUGAACCA